CUUUAUAAUUUAACAAACCGGAAGUUGCAGAUGAUGCAGGAUUGUCUAGACUGUUAACUCUACUUCAAAUUACCAUGAAUCAAGAAGCUGGUGCAGAUCUGAAACGCACACAUGGACAUGCAGUGUUGUUACGAAAAAGCUCAUCAAGUAAAAUGGCUCUGAAGGAAAAAGUUGUCCAAAUAUAUGAGUCUUUCUUCCAGGGUGAAGACCCUUCAGUGGGAAAUCCUAACUUUUGGGAUGAAUUUUUCUUGCUAAGGCCAAAUAUUCCAUUCAUUGAGGGUGAAUUUGAUAAAGUCAGUGGUGAAGGCCUAAUGAUGUUGAAGGAUAAUCUAAACACCCUGUUUUACAAAGCAGUAGAAUCUCUGAAGGAAGAUAAUGUCAUCAGAGUAGUUAAUGCUAUUUAUACAAUGUCUGCAUUAGUACGUGGAAUAUACAGAAAGAACUUUGGAGGUUUUGGCUUUGAUGUUAUAAAUAUAUUGAUAGGCUUUGAUGCUGCAGAAACAGUCAUGCAGGAAAUGGUGGAAAAUUUGAAUAACAUCCUAAAUGGAGAGUAUCCAACUGCAAUAAAACAGCAAGUUCUUAAAUUCAUCAUGGUGUUAGCCACAGCUUCAGACAACAUCAGUCAGAAUACACUCCUGGAGUACCUCAUGAUCAACAGUGUGUUUGAAUCUAUCAUCCAGAUUCUGGGUAAUGUUGACCUGAGGCUGGUACUGGGUGGCGAUGCUGUACAGGUUCUUACUCUCUUGGUUCAGUACAGGAAAUACGAGUCUGCAAAUCCAUAUAUUGUGAAGCUGUCUAUAUUGGAUGAUGAGUUGGCUUUAACAGGAUAUGCCCAGGUCGUUCUCGGGGCUUUAUCAGACUUUAACAGGGAGUAUCAGUGCCGCAGUACUGAGGCACAGCCAGGAUGGUUCUCUGCUUUUGCCAGUAUGGUUGGCAAUAUGUUUGUAGCUGACGAGAAACAUGUAGCAGCAGUGAGAGCAAAUGAUUUGGUGCUAUUGGCUUUAUACGAAGCAAUUCAUUUAAACAGAAAUUUUAUCACCGCUUUAACACAUACCCACACACCAUCAACACCUACCACGCCCCCCUCCUCCCCGACAGUGCCCAUGUCCAACCCUCUCAAUGACCCAGCCCCUGCCCUGCAAAAUAUAGACAAAGCCCUGUUGGAGCAGUCAAGUCACCCUACAAAUUUAUUGGUGACAUUUUUGGAGUACAGUUCUAUAGUCAUGCAGGAUACAAAAGAUGAAACAAGACACAGCAAUGCCAAACUUUGUCUAGUCAUAUUAACAUGCAUUGCAGAGGAUCAGUAUGCCAACUCCCUGAUGCAUGAUGUCAACAUAAAUUUCAGAGUCAAACUACACAGAAUGCCAAUGAGACAUCGGAAAGUGAAAGUAGAAAAAGAUACUCCCUCUCGUCCCCUUGUUUGUGCUCUUUUAGAUUUAAUGGUUGAAUUUAUAAUGAGCCAUAUGAUGAAAUCCUUCCCUUUAGAGUUGUACAAUCGAUGUUUGGGAAUCACGCAGCGGGUCCUGUGCUACCAGAAGAAGUGUCGAGUUCGACUUCAGUAUCCAUGGAAAGAAUUGUGGACAGCUCUGAUCAAUCUUCUGAAGUACCUGUUGUCCAACGAGUCCAAUCUCCUAAAGAAGCAUAAUAAUAUUUUCCAUUUGUCCUCAAAGAUUGUGAACAUUUUCAACUUGUUCAUCACCUAUGGUGACACUUUCCUGCCAAAUCCUAACAGCUAUGAUGAACUGUAUUAUGAAAUCAUCAGAAUGCACCAAGUCUUUGACAACCUCUACUCAAUGGCUCUGAGGUACACUACAAGUGAUGGAGAAAGCAAGGAGUCAGCAGCGAGAUUAACCAAUCAUCUUGUCAAUAUCAAGGCCAUCAUCAAUCACUUCUCUCCUAAGGUGGAUUCCUGGGCGGCCGCCAAUCAGCUCUCCUCCCUCACAGAGGAACAGGUUCUGGAUGUCGUGAGAGCAAACUAUGACAGUCUGACAUUAAAGUUACAGGACAGUCUGGAUCAGUAUGAGAGAUACUCCGAAAAACCAAGGGAGAGUGCAUUCUUCACAACUCUGGUACGAUCUGUGGUGUUGGAUGUGAGGAAAAGUGUCAGUAAUCUGGCCCAGUAUCAUCACCAUGUGUUACAGAGUGUAGCCGAGAUGUAAACAGGUCGUCAGACUUACGCGUAAUAGAGAUCAACUGGUUGCAAACUAAGUGAUGCAGGAAAUAAAUUCAUUUCUUAUUUAUAAAACUUGUGUACAAUCCCACAGAUGUGAGGUGAAUUUUUACGUACGUUUUACACAAGUUUUUGCCUUUAUUUUCAGCUUUAGGAAUUUUCAUCUACAAAGAUUAUCUUGACAUGUACAAUGUACAUGUACAAUUAAUCAGUUAUUUUAAAAACUGUUGUCAUAUUAAAGUCACGUUGGAGGGGCUUUAUAAGAAAUUUUCAAGAAAACAGAGGGUUUUUUUGAAAAAUGUGUAAGGAUUACAAAACAUGUAGAUUGAUGUAUUUAUUCAAUAGUAUUCAAUAUUUGUUACCUUUAUGCAGUUAUUGAUGCAUUUGUUACCUAAUAAAGUCACAUAGUAGGCAUAGAAAGGAGUGAUAUGUGCAAUUUUAUAAAGCACUUUUUGUGCUUACUAAUGAUUGCACCAAGUACAGAGAAUUAUAAUCUGCAACUGCACAAAAAUGUCUAAAUAAGUGUCAAACAUUGUAAAUUACAGUAGUAGAUGUACUCACAGUGAGGCAGUCAGAUGUGUAUUAUAUAGUACCAAUGGGCUUUCAGCACUGGGUUUUUUUCUGUCUUAUUGUAUGCUAGCUAUAUGUACAGUAUGUGGGUAUUAAAAGACACUUUUUAUUGUUUUGUUUUUUUUUCAAAAGGGGUUUAAUUGCAACUUCUUUUUUUUUCAAUAAAAACCCUUAACUUGAAGUUGAUACAUAUUUUUCAGAAGGGGUAGUGUUUUUCUUUUCUAUUCUAUGUAUAUAUAGAUGAAAUCUAUGUUUCCAGUGAUUUUUUGUGGGAUCCUUGUAUCGAUUUGAAAAAUGUGUAUGCCUUAGCUAAUGCAUGUAGGGGUACAAAUGUUAUGUAUGGCUAUGUGAUGUUGACAAGAAGAAGAAAAAGUAGCAUGUAUUUAACAACAUGUAUAUUUAUUUAAGUUCUAAAUAAACUUGGCAUUAAAAUUUCAAACACAAA
This is a messenger RNA of Saccostrea cuccullata (small rock oyster), 3185 nucleotides long. Its product is annotated as armadillo-like helical domain-containing protein 3. NCBI's taxonomy places the organism in Eukaryota, Metazoa, Mollusca, Bivalvia, Ostreida, Ostreidae. The transcript has 27 exons. The record is from RefSeq and is a predicted model, not a curated record. Gene Ontology annotation, cellular component: cytosol. The coding region runs from base 75 to 2159 and encodes 694 amino acids.